CAAAUUCCAACGCAUUGCAGAGAUAACGCUAAAAAUAGCGAUUAACACACCUGUGCGGUCUCCAGAAAAAGAGCCGAAAACCGGAAAUGACGUCACACGUUGUGUAUGCUACAUGUGUUCAGUGUUGAACACAAUGUCUAAGAGAAUAUCUGGGAAGUUUUGUGUAGCAGCGGGUUGUACGUCAACCAAUCGUGACAAUGUGUCUCUCCACGAGUUUCCGAAGGAAGAAAUUCGCCCUGAAAUUCGGCGACUGUGGAUUACUUUUGUGAAAACAAAAAGAAAAGACUUCACAAACCCUACCAAGUAUUCCGUGCUUUGUGAAAAACAUUUCGCACCGAAGUGCUAUCCUCAGGAAUAUUUGAUCAAAGAAUCUAUGGGUUUCGAAGUAAAGAGGAAAAGUUUGUUACCAGAUGCAAUGCCCACAGUUCACACAGUUGAUGUGUCUUGUCCAGAAAAAAGACCGAAUCCUUAUGCAUCCCCCUCUCACCAGGGAGCUUCAGAGCGUCCCUCGCAACCCAAAAAAAUGAGAGCUGCCUUUAGAAAACGUGAAUGUAUGAGAGUUCUCCAGCCCGAAAGCAGUGCCAGCGUGAAAAAUAAUGAAUCAGUCGAGACUGGAGCAGAUUCAUGUAAUGACUUGGAUAAAUCUGAACAGAGUAAGACCCGGACUGUUGGGAUGCAAGUUAACAGGAAGCCAGUAUUUAAAAGAUCAAAAUACUCUCAAGUCAAGCCUCAAUUGAAAGAAAAGGGAGUUCAAGUUGACAUCAGAGAGAGACCCAAGAUGAUUAGUGCAGGGACUCAAUGUAACAGGGAUUUAGAAGAGUUCGAGCUUUCAAGAAAACGAAAAAAACCUAAAUUGACGCAAAGAUCAUAUAUGAAUGAUGAUGUUGACUACACUGCUCCCAUUUACACAGAUGAACGGAACAAAGACUCGGAUUAUGAGCCCAACUUAUCAGAUGACUCACUGUCAGACACCUAUUCUGAAGAAAAUAGUCAAAGUGAAGGUACAGGAGUGUGGAAUGAAAGAAAAUUCAUUGUAUUUGAAUCCAACCUACUCGAGCUAUUCCGCUACUGUUCAUCUUGUUCAUCUGUGACCUUAUUUGCUGUCAAGAAAAUUUUAGGGUCCUUGGUUCAAGUUGAGCAAAUAUGUGGCAGUUGUGGACAUCAUAGGAUAUGGAACAGUCAACCAAUGACUGGGUCUAUUCCAUCUGGAAAUCUACUUUUAUCUGCAGCUAUUCUGUUUACAGGCUUACUUCCAUCAAAAGCUCUUAGGUUUUUGGAACAUCUGCAUAUCCAGACUAUUACAGCCAAUACAUUUUUCCAACACCAGAAGCACUAUCUCCAUCCCUCAAGCAAUGAAGUGAAAAGUAGCUAUCACAUGGAAAAGGAAGGGUUUAUUAGGAGCACAAACCAUAUUCAGGAAAGAGGGAUUAAAAUCAAGGAGAUCAUAACUGACAGACAUGUGCAGAUUGUGAAACACAUUCGAGAAGAAAUGCAAGAAACAGUCCAUCACUUUGAUGUAUGGCAUGUAGCAAAAGGAUUAAAGAAGAAGCUGACUGCUAUGUCCAAAGAAAAAGGGUGUGAACAACUUCAAGAAUGGAUCAGGAGUAUAUGCAACCAUUUAUAUUGGUCUGCUGCAUCAACUCCAGAUGGAAAUGGGCGGUUGAUGCUGGAAGAAUGGCAGUCAGUUGCUAAUCAUGUCCAAAAUAUUCACGAACAUGAUGGUGAACUUUAUGACACCUGCCCGCAUGGUCCUUUGGAAGGCAUUGAACGACCCAAAAAAUAG
Molecule: messenger RNA, 1783 nt
Organism: Saccostrea cuccullata (small rock oyster)
Lineage: Eukaryota; Metazoa; Mollusca; Bivalvia; Ostreida; Ostreidae
Exons: 8
Coding region: 113-1783 (556 amino acids)
Source: RefSeq, a predicted model, not a curated record